Molecule: messenger RNA, 19098 nt
Organism: Pocillopora meandrina
Lineage: Eukaryota; Metazoa; Cnidaria; Anthozoa; Scleractinia; Pocilloporidae
Source: the annotation of a GenBank genome assembly
GCUAAUCUCGAGAGGUUCACAGUUUUAGUGUGAUAGUCGGAUCGAGGGAAUUUCGAGGUACGUACAUACUGCACAACUAAUGCAGUACCUUUUCUUAUUUCUCUUUUCAGAACUUAUGCCUUGAAGAUUAGUACUGAUUUAAUUUUGGUGAGCUGAACCCGCAGGAAAAAGGGGAAUUUUGGAGUUGCAGGAAAAGCCUAAACCAUCCCCAUCCCUGACACGUCAUAAAUUUUACUCAGUGAUUGAAAAACCAUCUGUUAGUUAAUCCUGGGUGUUUAAAUGACUAAUUUUGAUUUUCUCUUUGUCAAAAGAGAAAUAAAGACCGAAGAAAAAACUCACUGUGGAGUGAGCCACGAUUUUCUUGGUUUUUCGAGAUUUUCGCCGCCUUGAAAGAGGUACGUAAGAAGUUUAUCUUUGAUUGUCGCCAUUCCUCCUGUUAUGCAACCUGUUUGAAGUUUUCCUCAUUCGAUUUCAAAGCAUUGCGCCAGCAUCCAAAUUACACUCUGGACAAUCUCUCAUUUAGAAAAAAUUCUUUUUAAUUUUUCCAUUGAAAGACGAGGGGAGACUAUGGUUAAACAGACAGUGGCUAGAUCGCUGAUCGUUUGGGCGUUGUUGCUGUUAUUGCAUAACGCAAGCUCGAUUCAAGAAGGUAGGCUUCUUUUCACAGUUUAGAGCAAUUUUAAAGUAAUUAUGGAUGACAUUGGUUUUGCUUCUUUUGCUUUGUGAUUUACCAAGAUUUAUUUCAUACUUAAAACAGUCGCCAUCUGGUCACUCUCGUUUUCCUGCUUCAGUUAGUUUGCCUAUCUUUACUUUGAGCUCUCUGUUGAUCCCCUGAGGUAGUUCCUUUCUUGUGAUUUGUGGCUGCAACUUUUUGGUUUUGGUGUUAUGAGAUUUGAUCGAAAUACGCCCUAUUUAUCGUGUUUUUAAGAUGUAAAUGUGAUAUUUGAAUUUUCUCUUGGCUUUAAGUACUUUUGAAUCUCAGCUCGCGACUGAUAUUGCUAACAUUUUCAGGUGAGGCAAAGGAUAUCAGCCAUCAACUCACCCGCCCUGAACGAGUAGACGGUAGACGGGAGAAACAAGACCUCUCAACUUCGGAAAAGGUUGUUUUCGUUCAAUUUCACGUUAUUUUUUUUGGUUCUUUACUCGUACUUUGGAUGCUCUUUUGACUGUGAUGCAAGUGAUCCAUUCAGCGCACUAUUUAACAAAAAAUAUUAUGCAUUGACGUCUCUUUAUAGAGACAUUUUGAUGAAUAAUAAUUUCGUGUUACGUUGUUGUAGGGAGGUCACGUGGAUGAUGCCUCUUAUCGAUUGACUGCUUUUGACAAGGACUGGACCCUAGAUGUUAAACGAAACAAGUAUGUUUGCUGGCCAACUUCUGUUACAAUUUUUUUACUGAAUCAGACUCUUGAAAUAAGUGAGAAGGAGACGAAUAGUAAUUAAUUUUGUUAUUCUAUUUUCAUGCUACCAACAAGAUCUAUAGUUACAAGAUCGUUGAAAUCUACUUGCUUAUUUAUGUAUUUGUUCGCUGGUUGUUAUUUUCUUUUGUCCUUCACUUCAUUCUUUAUGUCAUAGUUUGGCUCGCUCAUUUUUCAUUUUACAUAAUAUUGUAUCUUUUUAUUUCUUUGUUUUCUCUUUUCAUUCACCUACAGUCCCAUUAUGUUCUUAUGUGUGGAUCUGAUUCAUGUAUAUUAAUAUAUCAACAUGUAUCAUUAUUUUGCUUCUCCUUUAGAGAACUAAUUCCUUCAUCAUUCGCCGUUCGCACGUUCGAAAAUGAUGGGUCAGAGGUCAUACAAGAGGUAGAUAUAAGUUAUAGAACAUAUUAGAAAACACAAGGUUGAUCAUGCAGUCGUGAACGUUUGCUUUCCAUGUGAAAAUCGUGUCAGAGGCUUUUUAUAGACGAAAGUUUUUUCUACAAAUAUAAAUACAAAAUGCAUUCCUCAUAAUAACACCAAGUAGCUGGGUUCUGCAUCUCUGUCUCCUUUGCUGGUUGAACAUCUGAAAAUAUCGAUGCUUACCAUCGCUCUAAUUUAUAAGGUAGCUAACAGCAAUUUAUGGUAUGCUAAAUAUCGAUAACAUCAAACUCUAUCUACAUUAGCAAAUGUGUUAAACUUAAAAUAGUGAUCCGUCAAUUUAAAGGUGAGUAUUUAGUUUUAUAUAAAAGACAUUAGCAAGCUUGAAAAAAAUACGAAUUUCUGAUAACGGGGUGGGGUGGGAGAGGAGUGAAGGCCAUCCAACAUUAUGUUCAUUGUAUGCAUUUCUCUCUCAGGAUGAUUACGAUCAUUGUCACUAUCAAGGCAUCAUACGUGGAAUGAAAGAUUCUCGCGUUGUCCUAAAUACCUGUAAGGGGUUGAGGUAAGGUUUCAUUGCUAAUGUGUAACUGUAUAAUGCAUUUCAAACAUGACAUCUCAACUAGAUAAAUUAGGUGCUAUUACUAGUCCAUGGGGUUUAUGAGAAGCGUGGAGAAUAUUCAUGACUUCUUAUCUUGAUUUGUUCCGUUUAUUGCAUACACCAGGGAGCUUUUCAGUUUUCUGUACCAAUCUCAAAUCGUUGAAAGGGAAACCCAAUGAAAUGCUGAAUUGCUUCCGUAUUGAUUGAAAAUUUCUUGAUAUGGAAAUAAGAAUUAUUGUUUUUUUUAGAGGCUUAAUUGAUGAUGGCCAUGAAACGUUUUAUGUUAUGCCUGAGAUUGGACAUGAGGCAAGUUUAACUGAAAUACAAAUCGUAACAUCAGUAGAAUUUAGAUGAACUGUACAAGAAUUCUCAUCCCUUCACCUUCCUAUACACAACAUUGUUAAAAUUCUCAUUGUUUGUAUUGUUUUUGGCUAAUGCUGAUUGCUAUUUUCACGCUAAAUCUCUGUGCUAGAUUUCUUUUUACCUCGUUUUAUUUAAAAUCGUUAUUGUAUCAAAUUUCAGGAAAAUGGAACUCACAGAGUCAGUAAAGCCGAAGAAGACGAGUCCCAAGAUAUCUCCCAUAAGUGUGGUAAAUCAAAAGUUUAAACUCUUUUGCGAAGACAUAACAUUCAAUCGGUGCGCCUUUUUUUGCUUCAAAACUUCUUUAAAAAGGUUUCAUUUGUUGUUGUUUGCUAUUUGAGGAAUUUACUGCCUCAGAGAAAUUCCCCAAAGAUACUGUACUUAUUUGUGAUGUCAUGUUUAUAGCGGUUGGUACGUUUGAUACUCACCAUUUUCUCCCUUUCUUCAGGAAACAAGGACAUCCAAGCAGACCCCCAUUCCUUAAACGAAACUUUUAGGCCAAUUGCGAGGGUAGGUGGUCACUAUUUAGACAAAGAAAUAUAUAAACAAAUAAAUGAUUAAAUGGCUAGAUAGGUAAAACGAAAGUUUGUAUAAUAUCUUAGGUGAGAAAAUAAAGUAAGCUUCUUGUCAGCGAAAUUCAGAAUAUACCAAAGAUUGUCAAAAUCAAUGACAAAUGUUGAAAAGUUAAAUUUUCAGUUCGGAAUCGGAAAGGGAAAGCUUAAGUUUAGCAGAUAGUUAUGAUCAAGGCACUAUGAACAGCGACAUGGCAAAAGACGUGAGGCGAUUUAGACAAAAAAAACGAAAGAAUUGAGGAAACAGAAGGAAGAAAGCUAUUAAAAUGCCACGAAAAAUAGAAUUUGCAUGUAUUUGUUCCUAGUUUGCAAAAUUUCAGAGAAAAAAACACGUAGAUUAGCGGAUAAUCAAGCAAUACUUUCUCAAUCUUACACUCUCUGACCUUAAUGACCAACACUACUCUGAUUAGCUAAAAAUAAACUUUUUUAUAGUAAGUAAAUAUAAUUUUAUAUCUUUAGAACUGAAAUUGAUAAUAAACUAAAAACUGUUCUUUGAGUAAGAGCAAAAAGUAAAAACAAUUUUUUAUCACUACUCUAAACAACCGUGUUGAUGAUCUUGGUUUAGAUCCAGGAGAGACGUAAGAUAUCAGGUCAUAUUGAUGAGUUCUACAAGAAAUAUCUGACGACUGAUGAGACGCGAUACACCGAAAUUUUCAUUUGUGUUGACAAUGAAAUGGUAAGUACUGUUUAUCACAACAGAUAAAUGCUUUGCUUCUUAGGCUGAUUAUCAGAUCAACUGCUCUUACCCUCACGUUUACCUUCAAUUUUACCUAGAUUUAGUUAUGAAGCCAAAAUUCCCUCACUCACACAUUCAAUACAGUCUAAACUUAGACGAUAAAUUUAUAGAUUAAAACUUGGAUCAACCACGUUAUCCCUGCCUACCCUACUAGGUUUCUGUCUCUCCUUGAGGGCGCAUUAUUUUCUUCUGUUGCUAUAUCUAGGGAAUAAGGCAAAGGAGGAAAUUUUGUUCUUCAGGUACACCUCAAAAUCUUCCAAUGACCAGGUUGACGUUAUUUGUUUCUUUGGGUUUUUUUUAACAUCCAAGGAAUAAUAGAGUUCGCGAUAACUAAAACUUGAAUUUCCCCACAAUGAUCAUGUUAUCUGCUUUCAACAGUACCAGAAAUUUAACAGGGAUAAAAAUGUCAUCAAAGAUCGAGUCAUAACAUUAGUAAACACUGUUGAUGCGGUAAGUUAUCUUUAGAGCUUUACUCUAGCUUUUCUUCUUUUAAACCACUUCUUUAUUCAUCUUUUAUCCGAAGGAAAAGAAAAAAAGGUGCUUAGCUUAGUCGGUCUAAAUCUGCGAAAAAUAAGUAAGUCAUUGGGCAAUUUUGUUUAGAAGUACUUGAACUUUACAGAAAAUACGUAUUUCGAAGGAAAACAUCAGAUUUUGGCUGGAAAUGUCUACGACGAUACGAAAACGAUGUACGUAAAGAAUAACCGUUGGCCUUGAAUACAAAGUUUCAAUUUUUUAAAAGUGUUUCACUGAACUUAAAAAGAAUCACAAUGUUUUCAAUGAUGAGAAUUAAAACAGCUAUUUGAUUUCUAUUUCCCAAGAUCGCUUUAGUAAUUCUCCUUACUGUGUGCUAUGCAAUUCUUAUGAUGUUAGUUCGGAGACUUUGGUAAUGAAUCAACGUAUAAUGCUCUGAUGGAUAUUUCUCUUUUUUCUCAUCACUUGUUUGCUUGAUGUUUGAUUGAUAUUGUAUUGAUGGUGUAAGGAGAAAUUUUGCCUUGGUCACUCUUAAAAGACAUGGUGCAUCAGAAUGUAAUGGUGACUCUGAAUGCCCUGUGUCAGAAUUUUCAAAAUUUUCCAGGAUGGGGGAUCAUGAUUUUUAACUCUUUCAACCAGUUGAAAUGGACUGUGCAAUUUGUGAAGUUUAACUGCAUUUAAAGCAGUUUGACCAUUUAAACUUCUUCAACCAUUUACGAUAGAUUGUGAAAUUUGUGAAGUUAAACUGUCCUCGCUUGCGGGUGACCAAGGUUCAGGAUGAAGUCGUACCAAAGUCGUACUUUUAUUUCUAGCUAGUUUUCUUAUCCGUUAUAUCUCGGGGGAGGGGGGGUACCUCCUGAACCCCUCCCCAGUUCCACCCUUUCCUUGUAUUGACUCUUUCAAUCGCAGAAAUGACUGAAAAAGGAAAUGUUCCCCACAUUAUCAAUGUAUUUUUCAAGCAAGAAAGGACAAUUUCCACUAUUAAUUGAUCUGACUUGAUUUUUCUGUCGAUAAGCACAUAGUCAUUACGCAAUUCUCCUUAUAGCUUAAUAAAGGAUGAAUUAAUUAUCUACCAACUAAAUAUCUUUUGAUUUUUUGUCUCUUGUAAAGAUCUAUCAGCGAAUCAACAUCAGGAUAGUUCUGAGGUACUUGGAAAUCUGGACAAACGGAGAUCCUUUCGGGCGAGUGCGAAAUUCAGCGACCGAAUUAAAAAAUUUCAUGGCCUAUCGAAAUAAACAUUUGGUGAAAAGGUUCCCUCAUGACAACGCUCUUUUACUAAGGUAAAUUUUUUCAAACAGUAGACAACAAAACUUCGUUUUUUGUCGUUGGCUGGUCUCGUGAAUUUUGUUUUAUACCUCAGUCGUUGAGGAAAAUAAGUUUUCCAGGUUUAUCUCGCUUCAUUUUUUUUCCAGUCACAAAAGUUGGCCCCCGAAUAUUGUUGGUCUAGCAUGGGUCAAUACGAUGUGUGGCGGAUAUUCAAACUCUAUAAACGCCGUAAGUUAUGCGAAGAAAUAUGAAUUGCAUUGUUUUUGCCUUACUAUGUCCUGAGAUCCUUUAGAAUACAUUCGCCAAUCUCAACCAAUCAGAGGCAAAAGAAGCACCAGUCAAGACUUGAUCGCCGACGUUUUCCCGCGCUCUAGACAAAUUAUUUGUUUUGACUUUGCUUUCCCAUUGGUUCAUGUGAUCUUUCCCAUUUUUAUGAUUGGCUGUCGUUAUUACCAUAUGUUUGGAUUUACGGCACUCAAUCGAAAUACUCCCUAAAGUAGCGCGGGCUUUGGCUUUUUAUCAGCCGAAAUGACGGUGGUUGGGGCAUGCUCAAACCUAGUAUAAAGAGAUUUCUUACCCCCAUAGAAUCUAAAGGUCAAAUAUAGUUAAUGGUAAAUAUACCUCACAGGAGUUAUAACAUCCAAAACUAAACCAGGGAGGAAAAACGGUCGUUGCAUCAUUUUUUUUUUCGUAGUGGUAUUAUGAAAGUAGUGUUGGUCCUCAUGCAACUGUUGCUCAUGAAUUGGGUCACAACUUUGGGUUCAAUCACGACUCAGGUAAGAAUAGUGAGACUUUUCAACACAAAUUCAUGUUUUCUCGAUUAUUUUGGCAAAUUAAAGCUUUUUCUAAUCGCAAAUAAUUGUAGAAAUGAUCUUGGCUCAGAGUUACGUUAGAAAAUAACUAUGACAACAUGAAAAUGCACACGAUACCUACAGGGUCUAAUGUCUGAAAGAGGAGGCAGAAAUAUAACUUUUAAAUUUUGACUUAAAUCUGUUUGUGUUUUACACAAAUCUAAUCAAACCGUUAAGAUAUAGAUUCACGCAAUGUCCAAAAAGAAAUUUUGACUCAGUAGUGUUUUUUUAGCUAUUUUACAGUUCUUAGCUUCUAAUUUUGUUAAAUCGUUCAUCUUACCAGUUAUUGUUUUAUUUUUUCUCAUUUACACAACCUUUCGUUUAAAUACAGGGACCUGCAAGUGCUUAUCUUCACGAGGCUGUUUCAUGGGAGGUAGCACGUAAGUUAUUCCCAAAAACAUCUGGCAAUGAGAUACACUUACAUUACUCGGUGUGACCGAUUGGUUAGGGUGCUAGACUUGAAAUCUGGUGAUCCCAGGUUCAAGUUGUCCACCCCACCAUUUACUGGAUUUGUUCUCGGUCGCCACGAGGUCAACUCCUCAGCUGCGCUGUGUACAUAGCCAAUUGGUCUGCCUCCUGCCAGUUAAGAUUUUCAAGCACUUCAUGUUUAUUUCAGUCACUGUAAAGUACUGUCAUUGGAUGACGAUAGAAUUAGUGCUCUACAUAAAGUGUGUUAUUAUUAUUACUCAGUUUCACCUUAAUAAUACCGUCAAUUUUUACUGUAUUGUCAAAGUAUUCGAUGAAAAUGAAGGUAAACCACUCUUCCUUACACGGAGUUCUAGUGUUGAGUUAUUCAACAAAACAUCAUUAGGAAACUCAGUCAGUAAAAUACUAUUGAAUACAAAUAAAAUCAUAUCAAAAAACUAGACUAAAGCAGAGGAAGAAUUAAUAUGUAAGACGAAAUGCAUCGCAGUUGCAUUUUUUUCUGGAGUAGGUGAUGUGUACAUAUCUGCUCUAUUUCCAUUAAUGAAAUCUGAAGAGAAUUUUUCCAAUAUUGAUUUCAGGUCUAGACUUCCAGGAUUUUCGGAUUGCAGCCUUAAAUCGCUUCAAAAGGUCAAUGACGCAUGCUUGUACAACGUACCAACUUACAAGGUAACCAUAACAAACCAGAGAAAGGGGAGGGGGGAUAUUUUGGAUGAUAAUUUAUACUAAAAUUAUCGGCCUUUUAAGGAGUUCCUUGUUUAAAAGGGUUACCUUUCAAGAACUUUGUAAAACGGUCCUGGAACUUAACAAAGUAAACCGGAAACUUCCUGGAAUAGUGAUGUAAACUUUAUUAAGGAACAGCCUUAAAAAUUUCGACAAAAUGAAAAUAUCUCCUAUGUAACGGAGUCCUUUCAUUCAACGAACUCAUUUUCCAAUCAAAAUUUGGAUAGCGUUUGGAUGAUGCCUUUGGACUUAAAUGUAGAAAAUUUGGAUGCAAUUGUCACAAACAUAGGUAUGGCAAAUAAAUAUCUCAUUUUUGAUCAUCACUUUAGUUUCGAUUUCGGUUAAAAUAUGCACUUCAGUAGCAAGAAGAGCACCUUCAGAAUGUUGGUUCGUUUUAUUUUCCUUUAGGCCUACAACAGUUAUUGUGGAAAUGGCAUACGUGAGAAAGGAGAGGAGUGCGACUGCGGUACCCCUGAGGUUCGUUAGGUUACAUGAAUGGCAAAUAAUAAAACUAAAUAAAUUUCUCAUAAAUAUUUUAAUAGAUUUCAAGCGGAAAGGUGAUGAGAAGAGAGAAAAACAUCAACCAGGGGAAAUUACCUGAUUUAAUACCAAAUUCCCCGGAAUAAUGAAAACGGUGAUGAUCUGAAAAUAUUCCUUUUUUGAGAGUUCAGGUUUUAAAAUUUUGUUAUAAAAGGAUUUGAGAUAAAUUACUUUCUAUUUGUUCAAAUUGCUUUAGCGCGGGAUUUAUUGUGAUGUCUUUGUAAAGACUUAUGUCGCUGUAAGGAGAUGUUAACCUUUUAACUCCCAUGGGCAACCAGCAAAGAAUUUCUCCUUACAAAAUCAAGCAGACAAGUGAUGAGAGUAAAGGAAAAUGUUAACUAAGGGAUUUUUAGUUAAUCCAAUAUCAAAUUCUCUAAACUAACUCACAAGAACUAUAUGGCAGACAGUAAGGAGAAUUACUAAUGAGAUCUUGCGAGUUAAAGGGUUAAGUUGUUUAACAUUUACAAUAGCUGACUUCUUUCAUGACGUGACAACGUUCAUUCUUCGGACAUGAUCAGGAAUGAUGAAAAUGGUUUUUAAUCUCCUCAGAUGUGCCAGGCCAAAGAUCCUUGCUGUGAACCUCACAACUGUGUCCUUAAAAAGGAAUCACAGUGCAGUGACUUACAUCAUACAUGCUGCAAGAACUGUCUGGUAACAAAAUAAUCAACAAUCCCUUGAAAAUUACGGGCUCAUGAAACUGAGAAGUGUUGAGUUAGAGACUGGAUAAAGUUUAAGAAAAGAUUAUAGAAAUUCAACUGACAACAGCUGCUGUGAGAAAGUGCACUUUUAAGCAGGAUAUUAGUCUGGAUUUUAUAUUCAUCUUUUUCUGGUAUUCCCUCAAUUGCAGCUCACCUACGGGGGGCUUUCUUUACUUGAUUAUCAUCCAUAAGUCAAAAUAUUUUGUACUUCUUUUGAUUAUGAAUGAAAAAUAUGAUCACGCUGGUGCACCUAUACGGUUACGCAGCAAACGUACUUUCUAUUUUUAGGGUAUAUUUGCAGAAGAAAACAAAAAAAAGACAUCAUAGGAAGAAAUAACGUUAUUUCAGUUAUCUACAAGAUCAAUUUUCUCGCGAGAAAUGCGUGGUAUAGGAUCCAAAAUAAUUAUAACAGAUACAUCAAAGUGUUUCAUCCUUGAAACUUAUGGUUCUUGGUGCUUUACGCGAUCUAAUGGCGUAUUCUGAUUCUUGUUUAGUUUAAGAAACGAGGAACAUUAUGUCGUGGAGUCCAAACUGAUUGUGAUGUUCCAGAAUAUUGCACUGGUUCUUCAAGAGAUGUAAGCAAAUAGAGAAUUUGACUCAGAAAUUAUUGUGUAAUUAAAACCACCGAUUAGUAGCAAUCAAGUGUGUGGUUGUAAAAAUAUGUUAUUGCACUUUGUUAUGUACAAAAUAAAACGAACACACGGCGCCAGAAAUUGUCAAAAUGUUAGCUGCAAAAUUUAUGUGCAUAACUUUAUCAAUUCACUGCCAAAGUUACCACUAGCCGUGUGUAUGAAUUUUUUAAAUCACAAUACUUGUACACCAGUGUAGGGGUCAGUGUCUUAGUGAAUAACUCAUGUCUAACAUAGUUUGGGUUUUAAUAUUGAUAAAAGAAUUUUUACUUUAGAUUAUUUUGAGAGCAAACCCCAAUGUCUUCAUUGCUAAGCUUAAGAAGCUUGACAGUUGAUCACUCUUACUCUUUCAGUGUCCUGAGGAUACUUAUAUCAUUAAUGGAUAUCCAUGCAGCCAGGCGAAAACCGUACGUUUCUCAUGAUCAGAAAGAUAGCAUGUUGCAUUGUUCAAAACGUUUUUCACUUUUACGGAAGUGCCACUAAGUUCUUUCUUUAAAUAUUACGAAUUUACCACUAAUGCGCCUAACUAGGCGACCAGCACUCAUUUCAAAAGAAGAAUACUACCAUCUACUUGUCAUAUACCUUUCAUUUUGUUUUAAUCUCGUCGGUCUUCGAUGUGAUUCCUUUCUUCUGUGAUUUUUCUUCUCCUUUGCUUAUUUCCACGAGAAUGGUUUGGACAAAAACUGAAUAAUUCAAAACAGAUUUGCUUUUUCUUCUCUUUGUUGUUUUUCUUUUAAAUCCGUUUACAUCUAACUCGCUUAACUAAAAGCCUGUGAGCAACGCUGAGUCUGUGUAUUCCUGUUUGCAAUAUGGGUUGUGAAGAUAAAUUUUGCCACCUACGAGUUACAUUUUAUUUCUUUGCAGAAAGUCCUUGUGUUAAUCAUUGAUUUUGUUUUUCUGAAAUUACUUGAAGGUUAUACAUGGAAACACUAACCUCAACGGUGUGGUCGUAAGGGACUUGAACCCUAUGGUCAACGCUCGAUAUCUUCGUAUCAAUCCUCAAUACUGGCAUGGCUGGCCCUGUCUAAGAACCGACUUCAUGGGAUGUUCUGCGCAUGAAGGUAAUGGUAUGCUACAAUGCUACUCAACGUUGUUGAGUAUAUCCAGACACUUGUGGUUAUUGUGUCAUGACAUAUUCUGUAAACAAUGAAGAUUAACAGAGCAAUGUCUUGAAAUAGGAAGACCGAAGAUAGCGCAAACAUGGGUCCGGAAGUCAAAUAACCAUUCUAUUCUAACAUGUUUCUUUACGUUCGUUUUUACAGCAAAUCCAACUGCCCCUACACCCUUGAAGUCAUACAUCUUUGACUUUUGUCUGACUCCAUCAAGCAAGAGUUGUUCCCCACGUGACAACGACCCCAUCAUAUUUGUAACCGGUAGCAGGUGCUCAGAGAGACAUUUUCAAUUCAUUUUCAAAGACGGAUUGUUACGCCACGCCUGCAGUGGGAAAUUGGUCUGUCCCGAAAAUGGUGGGACACAUAAUGGUGCAAAGAUUGUUGUCAGCAGGACUUGUAAAGUUGCAGACUCGAAAUUAGUGCGAACUGUAGGUAAGUCCAAAGAAAUGCAUAUACAGGAAUUUCAAUUAAUUGCAUUUUUUUUUCUGAUGGCUAGUUGUUUUGUUUGUUUGUGUACUUGAUAGGGCGAUCUUUAAAGCACGUCAAAUCUGGCAGAUGUAUUCAUACUUCUGGAGCCUGGCCAGGAAACGGAAGACAGAUGGUACUAUGGUCUGGAUGCAAAGAGCAAAGGCUACAACUGUGGUUCGGGAAACAAGGUACACUUUUUUGCAGUACAUCACACCUUUUAAGUAAUAAUAAUAAUAAUAUACAGUAUUUAUAGAGCGCUAAUUCCCAAUGGUCCAAAAGCGCUUUACAUAAUAAAAAUAACAAAAUCCUAAACCUACAAAACUACAUUGUCAUUCUAUAAAAAUUCCCAAUGGUCCAAAAGCGCUUUACAUAAUAAAAAUAAGAACAAAAUCCUAAACCUACAAAACUACAAAACUACAUUGUCAUCCUAUAAAAACAUCAUCAUUCUAUACAUCAUCAUUCUAUACAACAUCAUAACCAAUUUUAAAAAGCCACGUCUUGAGCUUAGAUUUAAAAGAAGAAAGGGAAUUACAAGAUCUAAGUUCGAAUGGAAGUGCAUUCCAAACAGAAGGUGCGGCAAUAGUAAAAGACCGGCUACCAUAAGUUUUAAGAUUAAAUUUAGAUGUAGAAAGUAAAAAUUGAUUGGAGGAUCUAAGAAGUCUACCAGGUGUAUAAGGCUUGAUGAGAUCAGUAAUAUAGCUAGGUGCAGCACCAUGAAGCGCCUUAAAUGUAAUUACUGCAAUUUUGAAAGUUAUUCUUUGUUCAAUUGGUAGCCAAUGAAGUUGAAUAAGCAACGGCGUAAUAUGCUCAUAUCCACUAGUAAGGUGAAUAAGCCUAGCAGCACUAUUUAGGACACUCUGUAAACGUUUCAAGAUACAUUUAGGCUGACCGUAGAGCAGUGAGUUACAAUAGUCAAUCCUUGCAGUAACAAAGGCAUGAAUUAGAGUUUUACAUGUAUCGUAAGAAAGAAACUUGCGAAUCUUAAAAAUAUUGCGUAAAUGAAAAAACGAAGACUUGCAAACAGCAGUAAAGUGCGGCAACAUCGAUAGAGAGUUAUUAAAAAUAACUCCAAUAUUUCUAGCAGUAGUUGAACAGUCAACAGUGUCAGAGGCAAUCACCAGGUUUGUUAACGCAGGACGUGGGCGAUAGGAGGAUGAAAAAAAAAAGAAAAAAAGUAUAAGUAUAAGUUGCAGGAAAAGCGGUGGCCACGUGGUUAACGCGACGGUCUAUAGAGAAAAGGUCCUCUUUCAAACCCUGGUUGAGCCAUCUUUAGCUAUGUGGGAGAGACACUGGCCCCUUUUGGCGCCUUAUAUCCUAUCCAUAGCAUCCAAUUUUUUCAAGAACCUAAAUUCGAGUUAAGAAAAUUGGUAUAUACUUUUCUUUCAGCACAGUACAUAGUAAUAAAUCAUAUACUUAUAGAUUGUGUGGAGCCACUUGGAAUGCAGAACGGUGAAAUAAAAGACCGCCAGAUUACAGCUUCCUCAGUGAGAGGUCAGGAACUCGCUUAUUAUGCAAGGCUCAGAGGAAAAAAAUACUGGUGUGCCAAAGCCAAAAGCAAAACCGAAUAUCUACAAGUUGACCUGGGAAACGUACGUUUUGAUAGUAGAUAAGAAUAGUCAGAUAGUUUGAGAACAAUGCAAAAACAGAAUAUAAGGAAAGAUAUUGAGAAGUUUACUCAGCACAAGCGCCUAAGUAAAUUAAAUUAUUACCCUUUACAAUAUCGUAAGGAAACUCGUGAUUUAGUUCUUGCGUAAACGUUUUGAGGAUAUGUAUACAAUUUAGUUUAUUUUGGACUUUGUAUCGUUUCGAUCUUGCAACAAGCCUUUGAGAAAUGUUGAUUAUUGAAUACUUGUUGUCCUUUAAUCGAAAAGAAACUUCUAAGAAUACAUUUUUCAUUCGAGUUUGUCGCUCAAGGAAUAAACUACCUCUUAACAUUAACUAGAGAGUCUGACACUGUCAGUUUUUGGCAAGAAGUUGGUUGAUUAUUUUUACGAUAAGUUCAGCGCUAACUUUUUAUCGCAAUUAUCUUUUUUUUGUUAUGAAUUUAAAGUAUUUUUUGAAAGUAGUUUUUCAUUCGAAUUUUUUUAUCGAGGUAAAUAAUUAACUAUAAGAAUCUUUGAUAUUCUAAAGCGGCUUAUAUUAUGGAAUCCUGCAUUCUGUUUUAAGCUGUCCUCGAAUUCACUAGACUGACUUGUGCAUUACAAUGUAAUUUGGAAUUUGUACUAAAGAUUAAAGAAUCCAUAGUCUUUUCUAUAUUGCUUUUUCGUCCUUUUAUAAUUUUAGGUUAAAACUGUCAGUAAAAUCUUGAUGCAAGGACGUGGAAACUGGUACGACUGGGUGACCGGCUUCUUCUUACACUACAGUUCUGAUGGCCAGCGGUGGAAAACGUACUCUGCGAGUGGUGACGAAAAACAGUCCGAUGUAAGCUAAGGAUAUUGUAAACAUUCACAGUCAGUUGUUUACCUACUUCUAAAAACCGUUCUCGUUUUCUUUCCUAUCUCAGUCCUUCUGUUAUCUUGGAAAGUGCAGCGAAACUCUUGACACUCAGUGUAAGGACUUAUGGGGAGCUAGUAAGUAAAUGUGCCCAUUUCUUUUUUUCCUUUUAUGUCACCUAGCGUUUUGAUACAAACACUAACUACCUUUACUUCAAUUUAUCAAAUAUUAUUUAAGUAUUUGUAUGUUAUCUACAAUCUGUAUGCCAAUUCAAUGUUUUUUUUCCUAAACAGAGGUGUCUUUCUUCAAGGUACAUUGAUUAUUUCGAACAUAAUGUUUUUUUAGACGACAUUACGAGUACACCCGACAGGAGCUGGACCUAAAACCCUCAAAUGAGAAAAUUUGUAUGCUAAAAGCCUCUCGGCUCAAUUAAAGUUAAUUGACGUCUUUCUGCGCUCCGACGAAGGGCUAACGCUCGAAACGUCAGCUUUUGAACUCUAUACCUGUGGCCAAUUUACAGUAUCAGCCCUAUUGAUAAAACAAAAUUACCUUGUUUUACCCCCUAACGACGCAGCGUCACAGUUUCUUCAAAAACCCCCUUUACUCAUUUGACACUAACUCGACCUUUUGCAGCCGCCAAAAACGCUGACCAUGGAUGCUAUGACAAGCUGAACACUGAGGCUACAGGAUAUGGUACAUGUGAUCCAAACGCCAAAAAGAAAUGUGCUUCAAGGUACAUUAUUUUCUUUUUAGUGAGCCGAGUACCAUUCGUAAGAAAAUUAAUCAGCUUAUCAAGUGUACUUUACAAACUAUAAAAAGAACGCUCGAUAAACAGCCUAAUGAAGAUGAGAAAACUCUUAGUUUUACAUGCUAAAGCAUCUCAAGGUUUUAUUAAAAAAAGCGAUUUCGUUUCGUGAGCAGAAAAAAAAACACUUGUGGUACAUUUAGUGAACAAGUGAAACAAUUUAAGUCAUAAGAAAAUGUCUGAUUUAACCAUCAACAAGAUUCUUCAAACUCGACCUAUGUCAAAUUUGAUUUAAAGUCCUUUCAACUAGUAAAUCGAAUUUCUUACGUUCUGUGUAAGGAGGCGUAUUACGUUCUAAGCUUGGCAGCAACUAAUUGAUAUAUUUUCUCUAAGCGAUGUUUUAUGCGGCCAGCUGCAAUGUGAAGCGGACGAAAGCAGGAAAAAACCAGUUGUUGACUAUGGACGGGCUAGAGACAAAAAGAUAAUUUUGUCCUCCGGGAAAAAAUGCAAGUUAGUAUUACUUUCUUUUUGUUCCUCUGAGAAAAAGGGGUCAACAUAUAAAAUGCCUAUCGUAAGCUAGAUAAUAAGGACGAGUUUCAAAACGCGAGACUCGUGGUUUUUUACCUUGUCUUUGCAAUUUGAUCAUUAGGAAUUUCUUUUUUUGAUUAAAUCCACAUUUAAACUUUCAUUAGAUGCCUUUUGUUCAAUUCCCUUACCUAUCUUUGGAAACGAAACCAUUAAAACUAAAAUUGGAAAAAAAACUGUUUUAAUCACUUUUAAAUCAUAUUUUCAAUAAAUGCAAAAACAUGUAGUCAAACGCGGUUUUGCUUCUUACAGCGCUGUAGAACUGAAAAGUGGUGACAGUAUUGGACUGGGAAUGGUAAGAGAAGGAACGAAAUGUGGACCUAAUAAGGUACGAUGCCAUUUCCCUUGCUUAAGACCCUUUCUGGAUUCAUCCGGUCAUGCAGGCUAUUAAUUAAUAUCCAAACACAAUCUCAAACACUUAGAACGUUCCUGUUUCAUAAAUACAAAGGCGUUUUGGAAAAAAGCCCCUACCUCUAUCAUACUCCGUGUUUGCCCCGCUACAUCUCACAUUAGGAAACAUUUUUCUAUACAAUCAAUUCAUCGUAAGAAUAGUAUGGAAGAACAUCAACCAUUAGGUUACAAGAGUUCUGGUUAGAAGAGGUCCAUGUUAAAAAAAUUGCUUUGAACAUGAAGAAUAUAAUUUGAGAAAAAUAAGUACUGGGUUAAUACUUCGUGAAGAGUGCUUUCGGUGUCCUUUUAAGAACAAAUGCGAGUCUGUUCCCUCAUGUCCAUCCAACCUCCGCAUGAUUCCACCUUUCUACAAUACGCCCUGUGUCGAUAUAAAUACAUUGAGAACCCUCUUUCCGAGUUAACAUGUUUACCUUGGUACCAAAGUUUACUCCUGUUUAUGUCUGUUUAAGAUGUGUAUCAAUAACAAGUGCCAGUCACUCAAUUCUCUCAAUCUGGUUGGCAAGUGUCCAGUGGUCGGCAACAAAGAAUGUGCAGGAAGAGGGGUAAGUAAUUCUUAAUGUUGAGUUCGUGAGAAGCAUAAAAAGGAACUAAUAUUUCCAGGUUUUUGCCGGGAAAUUUCACGCAGUUAAAGUUUUACACCAUCGUGCAAGCGAAAUCCGUUUUUUCCCAGUUAACUGUCUCUAAUUUGCAAGGAAUGAACAGCUGUCAGAAGAAAACAAUAAUCAUGCGGAUUCUCAAUGAACUGGUAUUGUUAUUGACUCGGUAUUAUUCGCAGAAAUUUUUCUGUCUCUGACUUGAUAACUUUUUUAAUAAGAGCUUGCGUGUGACUUGAAUCAAGAAAACUCACUGAAGUCAUAAAGAAUAUUCUCACUCAAAUUUUGAUCAUGACAUAAUGUUUCCAGGUCUGCACUAAUAAAAAGAUUUGCCACUGCCAAGGAGGAUUUGAUCCCAAAAACGGUUGCAAGUCAGGUGAGAACCGAAGGUUUUUUCUCUGAUAUUCAGAUUUUCUUUUCUCAAUGAGAGAUAUCUGCUGAUAUCUCUUGCGCUUCGAACUUCCUUGUGCAGAACUGACUCCACGUGACGGAGCCUGGGGUGAGUGGUCCCCCGGUUUUAUUUAUAUGACCCAGAUCUCAGAUAGGGUGUAAAGCAGAUGGAAGAAAAGCAAUUUGACAUUUUAAAUCAUAUCAAUAUUCAAAUGAGCAAGUGAAACUACAGAGAAAGACGCGACGCUUCCAAACAUGAUUUUCAUCAAGCGUCGCCAUCCCCAAAAUCCGACCGAGCGGAUUGUUAUCUCUAAAAGGCCAGUUUUCACCUAUUAUAGAGUCGGGAUUCUUAUAUAUUGGAAUCUUUGAAUUCAAUUUGUUACCAUUUGCGUGCAGCCACUAAAAUUUGGUAGACUGUCCAUGUGCGAAAAACUCAUCAAACCGAUAGAGCCAAGAUUCUCCAAAAAAAAAGUUAUGAUUUAGUGCUGUAUUUGGCAAAACAAACAAACCCAGUCUGAUUAUUCAGAAGACUACACUUAAACUGAAUUCUCUAUAAAAUCAAAGCUGUAAGGUAAUGGCAACAACAAAUUGCAAGUAUUGGGCAUCGAAUGGUCAUUGCAAAAAGUCUGCUCCCUACAUGUCUAAGAACUGCCAUAAGAGUUGCAACCUUUGUCAAGGUAUUAUGACCACUCAAUAAAAACUUUAAAAUAGAGGAACCAAAAGUUGAAACAUUCUGAUAAUGUCUGAUUGCUGUAAUAUUUGAUUGUGAUAUGACAUAUGGUACAGUAGCUAUAAUUUUAUGGGCCCAACCCACAACCCCGAGUUGAUUACCUCCGGAAACGCUCCGUCUGUCAAACCUGUCUCUUAUUAAUAACACAAAACUUUGAAAGUGUUACAAUAACUGAAGCAGAGUUGUAUUUAUUUGGCCGAUGAAAAGCGAGAGAAGGAAAUUCACGUUAUUUUCUAUAGAAUAUCUCUACAGGCUGCCUCUUGUUCGAAAAAUAUGAGAAGGCUAAAUAAAUAACUAAAUUACUUUUUUUUCCAUCAUUAAAUGGUCUUUCUUCUUGUUAAAACAGAGGAAGGAGGAAAACAAGGGGGAGGCGAAGAAGAAGGUAAAUCAGGUUUGGUUUUAAUUACAAUUUCUUUCUUUUGGCUAAAUUUUGACUUUUAUCGUAUACCUCACAAAUAACCAAUUUCUUUUAGUUAUCAGUUUCCUGUUUGAUCGAUAUUUUCUGUGUAAUUUUGUUUUGUAGACUAUAAACCAACCUAUGGUAGAAAGCUAAAUAAAUAAGUUAAUUUUUUGACUGUUAAUUGUCUUUCUUCCUGUUAAAACAGAGGAAGGAGGAAAAGGAGAGGGAGGCGAAGAAGAAGGAAGUUCAGGUUUUGUUUUGUUUAUAAUUUCUUUUUUAUUGUUUAAUUGACUUCUAUCGUAUGCCUCACAAAAAGUUAAGUUAAUAAUAAUCCAGCCUCUGGAUUAGGUCUGCUUAAGUCUGCUCACUACAUGUCUAAGAACUGCCGCAAGAAUUGUAACCUUUGUCAAGGUAUUAUAACCACUCAAUGAAAACUCUACAAUAGAAUAAACAAAAGUUUAACAAUUUUGAUUAUGUUUGAUUGCAGUAAAACUUUAUUGUGAUAUGAGAUAUGGUACAAUAACUAUGACUUGACGAGUGUAACUAACAUCAAACUAACAUUACUAGAAUACUAAAGCAGACAGUAUGGAGAACUACAAAUGAGAUCUUGAAAGUGACGGGGUACAAGUGAAACUAUUUUCUCCCUUGGAAACAGGUGAAGAGGAAUACGAAUACUCAGGAGGAGGAGAAUUUGAAGAUGAGGAAGACGAUACAAACGAAAAAGACAAUGAGAAAGAAGAAGAAUAUGAAGAGGAAGAAAAAGGCGAAAAACGAGAGGAAAAAGAUCUCGAAGAAGACUUAGAAAUGUCCUUUGCUAAAAAGUAAACAUUUCUGCUUUAUCAUUAAUUUAACUGAUAAGCAUCAACGUUUGAACUCUUCUCGUUGGAAAUUUUUAUUCAAGAAGCUAAUCAACUGAUGUUUAGAACAAGCUUUAGUCAUUUAUCCAAUAUUUUGUUAGAAUUUAUUGUUGUAUCGUGUAAUCAUGACUUUUUUUUGUGAUGUAAUCUGCUCUGCUUCAGUAGCCAAGGCUGUAGUGCAAAGCUUUAAACAUUUUUGGGGUUAUAUCUUUACUAGUAUUCAGGGCUAUAUCUUGACUGUAAUCUUGCUGUGGAGUUGGAAAUUUUUAUGCAAAGAGCUAAUCAACUGAUGUUUUAGAACAAGCUUUAGUCUUAUUUAUCCAAUGGUAUGUUAGAAUUUAUUGUUGUAUCGUGUAAUCAUGACUUUUUUUUAAUUACGAUGUAAUCUGCUCCGCUUCAGUAGCCAAGGCUGUAGUGCAAAGCUUUAAACAAUUUUGGGGUUAUAUCUUUACUAGAAUUCAGGGUUACAUCUUGACUAUAAUCUAAGUAUAGUCUCGGUAAUAAAACCUAUAUUCGACAAUAUUUCUACGUAAGUUGUUCCCCCGAGGAUUUUCAAUAAUUGGAAAAUAUCCCGUCCGAAGCUCGACCUGCAAGCGUUCCUCAGGAAAAGGCCUGAUUUUCUCAAAGGAAAAGGUGACUUGAUUUGCAGCUGUUGUAGAAGAAACAGAGCGAGGAUUACAACAUCUGUUCAAACCUGGAACCCAUUCAUUCUCCUCUG